CAAUGGACCAGUCUUGACCAGCUUUUUGUUGAUGAAAUUGCAGUGUUGCACACGAAACUCAUUUCUAUUGUGAAUCAGCCAGAAGGCAGCUAAAAGUUCAUAAAAGCGCACACACACCUGCGCACCGCUAGCCGACGUAUCCUACAGAUUCCACUAAACAGAACGCACACAAAAACGUGGAGUUGGCGUGAGUGUGAGACCUUUGCCAACAAAGCAGAAGCGAAAGCAUCUUUUAGCACAACAUCUUUUGCCGCUGGCGCCUCCACGGCAAGCACUUGGGGUAGCAAAAAGCAGAAACGCAAAGUUGAAUUGCGAGCCGCAGCAGCAGAGUUCAUCAUGUCGAACCCAGAGAUUGAAGCGCAACUGGCUCCGCUGCGCGAGCGGGUGCAGGAGCAGGGCAACCUGGUGCGGGAACUGAAGGCAAAGGGUGCACCCGAAUUGGACGUGAAGAAGGCGGUGGCCGAGCUGAAGGUGCGGAAAAAAGUGCUGGAAGAGAAAGAGCUGGCGCUGACGCCAAGCAUUGUCAGCUUUGAUCGCGCCAAAAUGGAAGAUCUGCUCAAGCGUCGCUUCUUCUACGAUCAAUCCUUUGCUAUUUAUGGCGGCAUCACCGGCCAGUACGACUUUGGGCCCAUGGGCUGUGCACUCAAAUCCAACAUACUCGCUCUGUGGCGGCAGUUCUUCAGCUUGGAGGAGCAAAUGCUGGAAGUAGACUGCUCCAUGCUGACGCCGGAGCCGGUGCUCAAGGCAUCCGGGCAUGUGGAGCGCUUUGCCGAUCUGAUGGUGAAGGACGUCAAGACUGGCGAGUGCUUCCGACUGGACCAUCUAAUCAAGCAAGCACUCGAAAAGCUAUCCAAGGCCAAGGAUGCAACCGCCAGCCUGCAGGCCGAGUGCGAGGACAUCAUCAUCAAGCUGGACGGACUCAACAAACAGGAGCUCGCCGACGUGCUGGCCAAGUAUGACAUCAAGUCGCCGCUGACGGGCAACGAUCUGACAGAGCCCAUUGAAUUCAAUCUGAUGUUUGCCACACAAAUCGGACCCACUGGCCUGGUGAAGGGAUUCCUGCGCCCAGAGACGGCACAGGGCAUAUUUGUCAACUUUAAGCGACUGCUGGAGUUCAAUCAGGGCAAGCUGCCCUUCGCUGUAGCCCAAAUCGGCAACUCGUUCCGCAACGAAAUCUCCCCGCGCUCCGGCCUGAUACGCGUGCGCGAGUUCACCAUGGCGGAAAUCGAGCACUUUUGCGAUCCCUCGCUGAAGGAUCAUCCGAAGUUUGCCAAGGUGGCCGGCGAGAAGCUAACGCUAUAUUCGGCCUGCAACCAAAUGGACGGCAAAUCGUCCCAACAGUCGACAAUUGGCGAGGCUGUGGCCAGCCAGCUAGUGGCCAACGAGACGCUGGGCUACUACAUGGCCCGGAUUCAGCAGUUCCUGCAUGCGAUCGGCAUCAAGCCCGAGUGCCUGCGCUUCCGCCAGCACAUGGGCAACGAGAUGGCACACUAUGCCUGCGACUGCUGGGACGCGGAGAUUCUCACCUCGUACGGUUGGGUGGAGUGCGUCGGCUGCGCUGACCGCUCCGCCUACGAUCUGAGCCAGCAUACGGCCGCCACAGGUGUGCGUCUGGUGGCCGAGAAGCGUUUGCCAGCUCCCAAGACAGUCGAGGUCAGUGAGAUUGUGCCCAACAAGCAGGCUCUGGGCAAGACAUUCAAAAAGGAAGCCAAGGCCAUAACGGAUGCUCUGGCCAAGCUGUCGCUGGACGAUAUCAAGCAGGUGGAGGCACAGCUGGCGACUGGUGGCCCGUACAAACUGACGCUACCCGACGGCGCCACGCAUGAGCUCGGCGCCGAGACAAUCGGCGUGAAGCAUGCCACCAAAACUGUGCACGUGGAGGAGUUCAUACCGAGCGUGGUGGAGCCGUCUUUCGGCAUCGGCCGCAUCAUGUACGCCCUGCUCGAGCACAGCUUCCAAUGCAGAGAUGGCGACGAGCAGCGCUGCUACUUUACGCUGCCCCCGCUCGUGGCACCGCUCAAGUGCUCCAUACUGCCGCUCUCGAACAACGCCGAGUUCCAGCCGUACACUCAGCAGCUGUCUGCGGCGUUGACCAAGGCGGAGCUGUCGCACAAAGUGGACGACUCGAGUGGCUCGAUUGGACGGCGCUAUGCGCGCACCGACGAGAUUGCCAUACCCUAUGGCAUCACCGUGGAUUUUGACACACUUAAGGAGCCGCACACCGUCACGCUGCGGGAUCGGAACACCAUGAAACAGGUUCGCAUUGGACUCGACGUUGUUGUCGGCGUGGUCAAGGAUUUGGCGACGACGCGUCUCACCUGGGCACAGGUCCUGGAGCAGUAUCCGGCUUUUGAGCAGCAGGAGGCAACAAAAUGAUUUCGAUUUUCUGUUCUACAUUUUUUUAUACGCGGUGUGCAUGGAUCAAAGCUCUGACUUCGUGCAUACGGAUACCUAAAUGCAUUUAAAAUGCUCUUUUUGCAGACGCUUUAAUUUGAAUAAUAAUAAAUGCUUUCGCUAAUUCAAGUAAAUUAAAAA
Drosophila virilis is the source of this 2535-nucleotide messenger RNA. RefSeq names its product glycine--tRNA ligase (gene GlyRS). Lineage: Eukaryota; Metazoa; Arthropoda; Insecta; Diptera; Drosophilidae. Gene Ontology annotation, biological process: mitochondrial glycyl-tRNA aminoacylation. Gene Ontology annotation, molecular function: ATP binding; glycine-tRNA ligase activity. The record is from RefSeq and is a predicted model, not a curated record. Gene Ontology annotation, cellular component: mitochondrion; cytoplasm.